This is a messenger RNA of Bathycoccus prasinos, 975 nucleotides long. RefSeq lists its product with no specific name. Bases 1 to 975 code for a protein of 324 amino acids. NCBI's taxonomy places the organism in Eukaryota, Viridiplantae, Chlorophyta, Mamiellophyceae, Mamiellales, Bathycoccaceae. The transcript has a single exon. The record is from RefSeq and is a predicted model, not a curated record.
AUGAGAAAAAAAAGGCUGAAAAUUUUCAGUCAAUCGCUCAAAAAUUUUCGUUCGAAAAAACCCGUUGGAAAGCACCAACAAAAAUUUUUACGUACGGGAAAGAAUAACAUCACACAUAACGAGAUGAUGAUGUUCUCUUCUUCUUCUUCUUCUUCUUCUUCUCCGAGGAGAGUACUUUUGUUGCGGCCUUCUUGUCGCGGUGGUAAUGAGAAGACGAGGAACGAGAACAGUCCUUUUCGAGGAGGAGGAAAAGGAGGAAAAGGAGCGCGACGAACACCAACAACGACAACGAGGACGAGGAGGUUGUUAACUUCUGCUGCUGCGUCAUCGAAGGAAUCAUCGUCCUCUCCGUCGGAAAAGAAGACGAAGACGAGUAAAAGCAGCAGCGAUACCAUCACCAAUAUUAAUACCACCACGAACACAAAGAAAAAGAAAGGAGAGAAAGAGCGUCAGCAGAAGAUAAAGGAGUACUGGAAAGACCGACGGAAAGUGGCGUGCCAAGAGAACGAUCCGAUGUGUUUAGAUAUCAUGAGAACACCGAUGAAGUCGUUCGACGAGAUGGAGGAGGAAGAGCAAGAGUUAAACGCACUCGCGCCGGAGUUUAUGGACGGGGACGUCGUUUUGGGGAAAGUGAACGACGUGCCUUCGUUUCCAGUGUUUAAAGGGGAGAUAUUGAACGCACCGGAGGAGACGUUGAAUGUGGUGGAGUUUACGUUUUCGUGGUGUCGACCGUGUAAGAAGUUCGCGGCGAAAUACGACAUGUUCGCGGAAUAUUACGACAAGGUGAGAUUUUUCAAAGUCGUCGGCGAUAGCGAUCCAGUGUUGGCGACGACGGCGAAGAGCAUGAACGUGACGUCUACGCCGCACUUUUUCUUAUUCCGAGGCGGGAAGAUGGUGGGGUCGUUCACCGGGACGAACGAGGAUAAUUUUCGCGAGGAGCUGGGGUUCGCCAUGAAAGACGAAGAGAAACCUUGA